This is a messenger RNA of Caenorhabditis elegans, 1360 nucleotides long. RefSeq names its product Choline kinase B1 (gene ckb-1). The transcript has 8 exons. Gene Ontology annotation, molecular function: choline kinase activity. The record is from RefSeq and is marked reviewed. Lineage: Eukaryota; Metazoa; Nematoda; Chromadorea; Rhabditida; Rhabditidae. The coding region runs from base 167 to 1282 and encodes 371 amino acids.
AAUUGACUAAUAAAGUGAAAUAGAAGUUCAACCACAGAUUAAAAAUAAAGUUGAUUUUUUUAUUGUUGCCUUAAACUAUUUAAAUAUUUGUUCUCAUUUUUAGAGACACAUCGUUUCAAUUUUUCAUUCAUUUUUUCACAAAGAUCUACACUUUUUGUUCUGAAAAAUGCGACCAAUUGAGAAAUUUUUCACUGAAAAUGCGCCGGACUCCGAUUUGGUUAUUGAAAAAGUCAUCGAGUUUGGUAUUGAUUUUUUAGGUGGAGAAUGGAAAAAUGUGAAGAAAAAUGAAGUGAAAGUUACCACUAUUUUAGGAGGUCAAUCAAAUCACAUGUUCCACGUGACGUCAUCUACAUCUGCAACUCCGUAUCUUUUGAGAAUUCAUCGACAAGGUCCAAGUCAUGUUUUUAUGGAUACUGUCAAUUUUGCAAUUUUCUCUGAACGAGGACUUGGCCCAAAACUAUAUGGAUUCUUUGAUGGAGGACGAAUGGAAGAGUUUCUCCCGAGCAGAACAUUGGAUUCAGAUUGCAUUUUGGAUCCGGAAAUCUCCCGCCGUGUGGGUGCCGUGUACCCCAAAUACCACGCUAUUGAUGUCCCAGUUUCAAAGAAAAGACGUUGCUUUCAAGUCAUGCGAGAAUCUUUAAAAGAAUAUCAAGAUCUUGGCGGUGGCGACUAUGAAAUAAAACCAACAACUGUCACAUAUUCGGAGCAUCCCAAGAAGAUCUCAAUGGAUGAUUUGUACAAGGAAAUAGAUUUCAUGGAGAAAUGGACAAAUGAAUUGUUUGAGGAUACUGUUGUGUUUUGUCAUAAUGAUCUAGCAUCGAGUAACAUUCUCGAGCUAAACUCUACAAAAGAGCUCGUAUUAAUUGAUUGGGAAUUCGGAUCCUACAAUUGUAGAGGUUUUGAUUUGGCAAUGCAUUUGGCUGAAACUGCGGCAGAUUUUCGAGAUUCGACUCCACCAGGGAUCCGAAUAAGUGAAGAGCUUACUGAUAAUCCACCGAAUCUUCAAGGGUUUUGUGAAGCUUAUGUGGAUGCUGAUAAUAAGCUCAAAAAUCGUGUCCCAUCAAAUCGAGAUCUGGAAGUUUCUAACCUGAUUUGUGAAUGUCAGUUCUUUUGGCCAAUUACUCAAUUAUUCUGGGCAUGCUUCGUAAUGAAACUAGCACUUUUAAAGUACAAUUGUGGUGUUGAUAUGGAUGUUCAAGCUCAGGAUCGAUUUGCGGUUUACUGGCAUUUAAAGGAAAGAACUCGGAAAAUUUAUGAAGAUUUGAAGAAAGGCACUUGUUAAUUGAUGGGUUUUCAUUGUGUUUUAUUAAAUAUGAAGUUGUGAUAGUUUUAAUGUGAUUAAAAUAAAAUUUAAAUCAAC